Messenger RNA from Elaeis guineensis (African oil palm), 2064 nucleotides. NCBI's taxonomy places the organism in Eukaryota, Viridiplantae, Streptophyta, Magnoliopsida, Arecales, Arecaceae. The record is from RefSeq and is a predicted model, not a curated record.
GCCGAAUAAAUGAGCCAACCAGGUGUGGAAAACCAGAGUGUCUGGCUGUGAAUUCCAUGACGCUGGUCCAUAAUCGAUGCAGAUUUGCGGACAAACAGAUUGUGAAAUUGCAGGAGACUCCAGAUGAGAUACCUGAAGGUGGGACUCCACACACGGUCAGUAUUUUGAUGCAUGACAAACUUGUGGACUCCGGAAAACCUGGAGACAGAGUUGAGAUAACUGGGAUAUACAGAGCUAUGAGUAUUAGAGUGGGACCAACUCAGAGGACAGUAAAAUCUAUAUUCAAGACAUACAUCGAUUGCCUUCAUUUAAAGAAGACAGACAAAUCAAAGCUUCACAUUGAGGAACCAUUGGAAUAUGAUGGUAACACUUCUAACAACAGGGCAGUUGAAGAUGAAACUCCUAAUUAUCAAGACAAGGUAGAGAAGUUAAAAGAGCUUUCAAAGUUGCCAGAUAUUUAUGAUAGGCUAACCAGAUCCUUAGCUCCAAACAUAUGGGAAUUGGAUGAUGUCAAAAGGGGUCUUCUUUGCCAGCUUUUUGGAGGCAAUGCUCUAAAGCUUCAAUCUGGGGCUAGCUUCCGUGGAGACAUCAAUAUCCUGCUUGUGGGAGAUCCUGGAACCAGUAAAUCCCAACUGCUCCAAUACAUGCAUAAACUUUCUCCUCGUGGCAUUUACACCAGUGGGAGAGGCAGCUCAGCAGUUGGCCUGACUGCUUAUGUUACGAAGGACCCAGAGACUGGUGAAACUGUUCUGGAGAGUGGUGCAUUGGUAUUGAGUGAUAGAGGUGUCUGUUGCAUCGAUGAGUUCGAUAAAAUGUCUGACAAUGCCCGCAGCAUGUUGCACGAGGUUAUGGAGCAGCAAACAGUAUCAAUUGCCAAGGCUGGGAUUAUUGCUUCUCUAAAUGCCAGGACUUCAGUUCUGGCUUGUGCAAAUCCUAGUGGGUCACGCUAUAACCCUCGGGUCUCGGUGAUUGAAAAUAUCCACCUUACCCCAACCUUGCUGUCCAGGUUUGACCUGAUCUACCUAAUUCUGGAUAAAGCUGAUGAACAAAAUGACAGGCGUUUGGCCAAGCAUAUUGUCUCAUUGCAUUAUGAAAAUCCAGAGACUGUAGUGCAAGAUGUAUUGGAUCUACCUACUUUGGUUGCAUACAUUAGCUAUGCAAGAAAACACAUUCAUCCCCAGAUAUCGGAUGAAGCUGCAGAAGAAUUGACACGUCGCUAUGUUGAAAUGAGGAAAAGAGGGAACACUCCAGGAAGCAGGAAGAAGGUGAUCACAGCAACAGCUAGGCAAAUUGAGAGUUUGAUACGUCUAAGUGAAGCAUUAGCUCGUAUCCGUUUUUCUGAAUGGGUUGAAGUUCAUGAUGUGGCAGAGGCAUACAGACUGCUGGAUGUUGCAUUGCAGCAGUCAGCAACUGAUCAUUCUACAGGGACGAUUGACAUGGAUCUUAUCAUGACUGGAAUAUCUGCUAGCGAAAGGAUGAGACGGGAGAAUCUAGUUGCAGCAACCCGCAGCCUUGUAAUGGAGAAAAUGAAGCUUGGGGGACCAUCCACUCGUUUAAUUGAUUUGCUGGAAGAGCUGAGGAAACAAAGCUCUGUGGAAGUUCACCUGAAUGAUCUACGUAAUGCCCUUUCCACUCUAAUGAGCGAGGGUCUGGUUGUCCUUCAUGGAGACAGUGUUAAGAGGAUAUGAUGCCACUACUUAUGGGGGAAGCUUCUGUUGCUCAUCAUUUGGGGGUGUUUCAUUAUCUGCUCUGGAGAUGUCAGAUAUCUGAUUCUGUCAACCUUCCAAGUUUCUUGUCACCUUUAAACAAUAGAAGGUGGUGUCAUUCUGCCAGAGAAUGAAGAGAUUCUGCUACUGAAUUGCCAAAUGAAUUCGAUCACAGCUUCGCUGGACCGUUCCAAGCAAAUGGUCAUUGGUGUAAAGAUGAUCUAUCUGAAAGUAUUGACAUGAAAAUGAUUAUUUGUUGAUUGGGGGAAUGUAGUUGAAUUUUUUGGUGCUAGAAUGGUGUUAACAAAUGCUACUAUUUGUCAUUAUUCCAUGUUUCUUUUGAACAUUUGAUCCCAGA